This is a messenger RNA of Podarcis lilfordi (Lilford's wall lizard), 410 nucleotides long. The record is from the annotation of a GenBank genome assembly. Lineage: Eukaryota; Metazoa; Chordata; Lepidosauria; Squamata; Lacertidae.
AUGGACAACUCCGAACAGCCUCAACUUCAUGGGGAUUUGAGUACAGCUUGUUCAGACCCAAACCCAGCAGUCAUGGUGCAAUGUCACAGCGCCCCCCCUCCAAAUAUGUCCAUGAUCAAAGGUGAGCCUGAAUUUGGACUUAAUCCAGUAGGCUAUUUUCUGUGUCCCACUGGCUCUGAAGCAACAUUAUCAGUCCAGUAAAGGCCAUUUUCACUUGCCCUCUAUUGAUCUCAUUUCUUUUUGCAGGUGAAGUUGAGAAGUUCCUUCAGGGAACAAAGCGGUUUGAACUUCCUCGUCAAACGUGUUCAGUGAACAUAAUCAAGAAGACAAAUGUUUUCUUCUUAAUUGGACAGUAUGGAUUCUCCCCACCACCCCUGAGUCCUUAUCACUGUUACUGGAAAGCGCCAUGA